Molecule: messenger RNA, 8810 nt
Organism: Dreissena polymorpha
Lineage: Eukaryota; Metazoa; Mollusca; Bivalvia; Myida; Dreissenidae
Product: solute carrier family 12 member 2-like
Exons: 24
Coding region: 228-3476 (1082 amino acids)
Biological process (GO): sodium ion transmembrane transport; sodium ion homeostasis; cell volume homeostasis
Cellular component (GO): membrane
Molecular function (GO): sodium:potassium:chloride symporter activity; ATP binding; ABC-type transporter activity
Source: RefSeq, a predicted model, not a curated record
GUUAGAGCAUGGUAUGUUUAAUUUCUACCUGAACUCAAUCGCGAAUGAAUAACAAUGCUAUUGCGGUUUUACUAAAUUGUUUCCCUUGAAGAGACCACGUGACUGAAAAGAGAGACCACGGUCUCGUGCCAUUUUCUAGAAGCAAAAGUACCUCGGUAAAAUACAAACAGUGAAAGAGUCAGGCAGCAUCAGCUUGGCGGAAAAUUCCGUUGUGUUAACUUAUAGAAAUGGAGAAAGUACCAUCAACACACAGAUUUCAGGUAGCUAAGGUUGAAUUUGCGACCGAAAUUAAUGAUGAAGAGGAUAAUAGUGAUGCUAACUAUGUGCUGCCAAACGGUUCCACAGAACCUGGAAAUGGCACAGUUGACAGCGUUGACGUCAAUUCGUCUGAAUUAUCAAACGACACUUACGGACAAAAUCAUAAUAGUUACACAGCAUAUGGAACUCAAAGUAAAACGUUUGGACGUAACACGGUGGAAGUCCUUCCACAUUUGGACCAUUACAGGAACCUGCUGUCUGCUACAUCACCUCUUAAAGCCAGACCUACCUUGGCGGAACUACACGAGGAAAAGGAUGAAAUGGACAGGCAAAAACAGCGUGAACCACUGCUUGCUGAUGCAGAGGCACCCCCUGAGAGCCCUAAAAUACCAGAGGCCGCCGUGAAGUUUGGUUGGAUCAAAGGAGUCUUGAUACGAUGUCUCCUGAAUAUCUGGGGUGUGAUGCUGUUCCGGCGGAUGGCCUGGGUCACAGGGCAGGCAGGGAUUGGCCUGGCUACUUUGAUAGUUUUGCUGUCCACUGCAGUGACUGUGAUAACCGCGCUGUCCAUGUCCGCUAUAGGAACAAAUGGAACAGUGCGUGGAGGAGGUGCCUAUUACAUGAUCUCAAGAAGUCUGGGCCCUGAAUAUGGUGGCUCUAUUGGUGUGAUCUUCUCUAUUGCAAAUGCUGUUGCUGUUGCCAUGUAUGUCGUUGGCUUUGCCGAGACUGUGAGAGAUUUGUUGCGGGAUCAUGGUGCCAUUAUGGUUGAUGAGCAGAAUGACAUCCGUAUUAUCGGAUGUAUCACUGUCACAGUUCUCCUCGUCAUAGCCAUUAUAGGGCUGGAAUGGGAAACAAGGGCCCAGCUGGUGUUGUUGGCAGUGCUGUUGAUUGCCAUUGCCAACUUUGUUGUGGGCACCUUCAUCCCUCCCAGUGAGAGGAAGUUAGCCCGCGGAUUUGUUGGCUACAGAGGAGAUGUGUUCGUGUCGAACAUGAAGCCAGAUUUCCGCGAUGGCCAGGGCUUCUUCUCUGUCUUGUCCAUCUUCUUUCCGGCCGCUACGGGCAUCCUUGCAGGGGCCAAUAUCUCAGGAGACUUAAAACACCCUCAGAAAGACAUUCCAAAGGGGACACUUCUUGCCAUCGCAUGCACAUCAUUCUCAUACCUGUUUAUCAUCUGGUUGCUAGGGGCUACCAGCCUGCGCGAGUCCACCGGCUCCUUAGUUACUGUGGCAUCACUGGGUGGUCUUGAUGUGCUUAACAACACUGUGGAGAAUUCUACACUCCUUACUACAACUACUUUGCCAACCGUUGUUCUUUCAAACACAUUUGAAAACGUUGGAAACUGUUCACUUGCCAAGAAUGGUGUCUGUCGUUUUGGUCUGUUGCAUGAUUAUCAGAUAAUGGAGGUGAUAUCAGGAUUUGGCCCUUUGAUAACUGCGGGGAUAUUCUCUGCAACUCUCUCAUCAGCACUAGCGAGUCUCGUUUCUGCCCCAAAGGUUUUUCAGGCUGUGUGUAAAGAUAAGCUGUUCCCAAGGGUCACAUUCUUUGCCAAAGGUUAUGGCCCAAGUGAAAACCCCAGGAGGGCGUAUGUGCUAGCGUACAUUAUUGGUGUUGGCUUCAUUCUUAUUGGUGACCUCAAUUCCAUAGCCCCAAUUAUUUCCAACUUUUUCCUGAUGUCCUACAUGUUGGUCAACUAUGCCUGUUUUGACAACUCUCUAGCAAAGUCCCCAGGUUGGCGACCCUCGUUCAAGUUCUACAACAUGUGGCUGAGUCUUGUUGGUGCCUUGCUCUGCAUCACUGUCAUGUUCAUCAUCAACUGGUGGACUGCUCUCAUCACGUUUGCCAUUGCAGCAGUCAUCUUUUUGUUCAUACGCUACAGAAAACCAGACGUGAACUGGGGUUCGUCUACACAGGCCCAUGUGUACAGAAGCGCGCUGUUGUCUACUCUGAAACUGGCCCACUUAGAGGACCACAUCAAAAACUUCAGGCCCCAGGUCCUGGUGCUUACGGGAUUCCCCUGCAACCGACCAGAACUCGUGUACUUUGUGAACAGCUUGACUAAGAAAAUCAGCUUGAUGAUAUGCGGACAUAUAAUAGAGGGCGCUGAUUCUGAAACGUUACGUCAGUACAGGCGCUACCAGAAAGGAUAUGUGACCAGGUGGUUAAACAAACGCAAAAUAAAGGCUUUCUACUCUGUUACCACAGCAACCAACUACAGACAAGGGGCAAGAGGACUCAUGCAGACGGCAGGCAUUGGAAAGUUGAAACCCAACAUCCUGAUGAUGGGCUUCAAGUCCACGUGGAUCACAGAUGAACCCACCAACAUGGACACCUACCUCAGUGUGAUACAUGAUGCCUUUGACUGCGACUAUGGAGUGGGCAUACUGCGGACACCUGAGAGGCUCUUCUCAGAGGAUCCUGACAUGCAGCCGGAAGACUUGAACAUACAUGAGGAGGAUGAGAAAAACUAUGAUGGCCAUGUUCAUACUGCAGAUGCUAUGGGGGAUGAAGUGACUCCUGCUCUGACUCCCAUGCGAAGGCAGAGCACCCCUGAGGUGGAGCCCCAGGACAUAGAGUUACAGACCAUUGAAAAUGUUAAUCACUUGUUUGAGCGCAGCCUCUCCAAGGUGGAGAAUAGCCUGAUCUUCAACAAGAAACAGAAGGGCACCAUCGACGUCUGGUGGCUCUUUGAUGAUGGAGGAUUGACACUGUUGGUACCUUACAUCCUUCAAACGCAAUCUCUUUGGAAGAACUGUGGACUGAGAGUGUUUACAGCCGGUACCAAGCGUGGAGAACUGGGCAGGGAACAAAAACAAAUGGCACAGUUGUUGAGCAAGUUCCGCAUUGAAUGCCAAGAUAUGACCAUAAUAACAGACGUAGGCAAGCUGCCUCAAGAGAAAACUAAGCAGGAGUUCAAUGAGCUGAUGAAAGGGAUGAUCCUGGAUGAGGACAAUGGAGAGACGCCGGAAGAGUUCCCCUGGAAGACCUCGGAGGACCAGAUGUUGCUGCUCAAAGAGAAGACCAACCGCAUGAUACGCCUGAGGGAACUCCUUCAAGAACAUUCAAAAGAUGCUUCAUUAAUUGUCAUGACGCUGCCGGUCCCCAGGAAAGGCACUUGCCCCAGCAGUCUGUACAUGGCCUGGCUGGAGACCCUCACCAGGGGCAUGCCUCCAGUCCUGCUGCUCCGUGGAAACCAGCAAAGUGUGCUCACCUUCUACAGCUAGACCACACACCUACAGCAGACAUUAGCUGAGACCAUAGCCAUAUGAGCUUUGUUAUGGGAAAACUGGGCUUAAUGCCUGUGCAUCUAGUAUCGUUCCAGAUAAGCCUGUGCAGUUGGUAAUGAAGGACAACACUUUCCGCCUAGAUUGGAUUUCUUUAAAGCAAAUACUUCCUUUAAAUGAAAAAUGACGUACAAGCCAGGGAUUUGAUAUUUCCUCCUUUUUGCUGAUUUCCUCCCUUUCAAUGUAUCAACUUUGCUGGAUCUGUAUAAAAAUUAACAGUUUAGUUGACCUUUGUAAGUGGGGUAGGGCUAUUUCCUCCCUUGUGAUGCUUGAAUCAGGACCCUGCAAGCGGAAAGUGUCAUCUCUGCAGUCCACACAGGUUAAUCUGGGAUGACACUUAAAACCCAUGCAUCAAGCCGAGUUUCCUCAGAAUGUGGCUUAUUUAAUCAACUUCCACAGUUUAAGAAGGCGAACAGGCAUUUCAGACAAUAGACGCUUUAGACGGGACAAAAUAUACAAAAUCAAUUAUCUUCAAAAAGCUUGUUUGCAAUGAUUACAAAAAUAAAGUAAACUGUCCAAAAUAUCUGGAUCCUGCGAUAUGACAAAAAAGUACAAAGCCAUGUGGUUGAAACUUUAUAUGUGGAUAGGGGCCUUUUUUUUUAAAUGCAAGCUAUUUCAGAUCUUUUCUCUGACAAAAAAUGUGGUUGCUUAGGUUUCAACAGAAAUAAGUGACAACUGUCUAAAAGAUCUAGAUCCUGCAAUAACUGAAAAAGAGCUUAACUUGGUUGAUUAAACUUGGUAUGUGCAUUAAAGGCCAUAGGGGAAAUAUGCAAGUUGUGUGUAUAAAAAUAGUGGUCCCUAUGGUUACAAAUAUAAGUAAAAUAUAAAAUGUGGAUCCUGUAACAGCUCACAAAGUACUGAAGCUAGGUUGAUGAAAUUAUGUAUGUUGGUAGAGGGCUAUGUGGGCAAUGUGCUAGUUAUUUAUUUAUUUUUUCGUCUUGAGAACAUUGUGGUAACUAAGGUCAAAGUUAAGUGAAAAAUAAAAUCUUGAUCUUGCAAUAACUCAUAAUGUGUUGAUGCUUACUCGACAACAUUGACCCGUUAGGGGACUACUGUUUUGUCUGUGACAAAGCCCUUGUUUAACGAUUGAUGUAGAGGCAUAGCCCAUCAGUAUUUAAGUGUGUUUUAAAUAAGGUUGUAUACCUAUGUCAGUACCAUAUCUACCUUACUAUCAACUGGAGUGCAAACAUUUGGAUCGUAAUGAAACAUGUUUGUGAAAUUCAUAAAUGUACAUAAUGUCAUGUUAAUGAAUAUUUCUCAUAUGCUGCAUUGAAAUGUCCAUGCAACAUGUCCAUAAAUAUUAUAAAACUGAGAGUUUUGUGUGCAUUGUUAAUGUAAUUGAUAUGUAUAUAUCAUUAUAUGCCAUGAAGAUUAGCAGACCUUCUAUCUUAACCAUAGCACCCUAUGUAUGUAUAUUUGCUUUAUACCAUUUCAGACUUAUUGAUUUUCAAUUUAAAAAACUAAUCCUGGAAGGUUUGAUAAAAAGAUGUGGGAUUUUUUAGAGGAUUAAAUGUUGUGUUUUACCCAAAUGUGUGGCAUGGUGGUAGUUUACAAACAUAUCUCUACAAAAGACAAUUGCUGUCUUAUUUACAGAAUACAUGAUAGAAUCAUGUUUGCAUUGUAAUUGUAUAUUUUUGACAUCUGUUCAGUUGUUUGAAAAUGUUGAAAUUGAAUCUCAUGUUUAUACACGUGGCGUUUAAGUUUCUGUUGAAUUGUUUCAAUUCCAAUUGCAUUUUGUUGUUUAAGGGCAUCUUGUUUGAUUAUGUGUUUUUCAUUCUUUACAGUUUGUUAUGACUUGUAAAAUUGUUUUUGUAAAUACCAGUAGUUGAACGGUGAAAGGUUUUGCCUAUAGAGAAUUCUGUAUUGUAGGACUGAUUGUGUUGGCUUUGCAUUUUAGUUGCACUCUGGGGGAAAUGGGAACAGGCAAAUCAGGGACAACACCGCUUUAAUGCCAUAUUUAGUCUCUUCUUUACUAAAAUAUAGUGUAUUUGGAAAGUUUCGCCCCUGAUUAGCAUAUGGACUCCAUUAAGCGUGGUUUUCCCAGAGACAGGUUAGUCUGUGUAUUUUUCAUGUCAUCCAUAGUUUUAGAAUUGAUCAUGUUAUGUAUUUCAUGACACAUGAUAUUCAUUCUAGCAUAUCAUUAGUUUGUACACUUGAUUGUAGUGCUUGUGUGUGUUGUUUGUUUGUUUUCAAUAAAUUGUGUUCCUGUUAUGUGGGAUGACGACAAAUACAUGUCCAAUGUUCUUCAAUCUAGUGAAUAAGUGGCUCUUCUUAUUAAGCAUUGUCCAACAAUUUUUGGUGAACCAUUAAUGCUAAGUAAAAACAGAUUUUUUAAAGUUCACUAAUUUUAUUUGCUUUACAUGUGAUACCUUUUUUAAAGGCCUUGUGUUAGUAUUAUUAUGCUCACCUAUAUAUUUGACUACAUAAAUCAACUUGUUUGUUGAAAGAUGUUCAAAAAGACACACCCUUAGCAUGUGAAAACAUCAUCUCUUUCAUUAGUAGAGAAGUUGUAUGUGUGUUUAUUGUAUAUAAUCAUAGUGUACCAAUGUGCUUAACAUUUGUAAUCUGGUGGUUGACAUCUACACAUGUCAUCCAUUGAAGGGUUAGAAGUCACACUAGUGUCUCAUUGUUAUUAGCAGUAUGCUCAUACUUGAGCAAGCUUGAUGCCAGUCUUGCUUGUUUACUACUUGCGUCCAUGAUUUAAGAAACUGUUUACUCAUAGUUUUAUGUAAUAUAAAUGUAUAACUGUUUGUAUGCCCUCACUGAGUGGGAUGCAUUCGGCAUUGCAAUUGCUGUCCAUACAAAGGUCCCAACGCUUGUGUUUUGAACUCCUUGAGCUACUGCACGGAUAGACUAUUUCACAGUUGAAUGGCCAUGACGUGGUGAUGAUUGUUAAGGAAGGAAUUGAGGCUGUGACAAUUUUUGGCAAAAUUAUGGCCAAUUGUGUGUUUUCCUCUGUAUAAAAUAGCAUCGCCUGAAGCUUGUGUUUAUAACUUAAUCUUUCACAGUGGAAAGACCUUCAUUUGAAGAUUAUCAUACAAAAAAUAAUUUUGGCUUCAACGAUAACAGCUGUUGGUCUGUUUUAAUCUUUGUUCACUAUUGAAUAUUUAGUCCCAACAUUUCAUUUUUUAACUUCUCUAAAACUACUGGUUGAAUUUCUCUCAAGCUUUCUCAGUUGAAUGACCUGAAUAUUUACAUGAUGUGAAAAUCUGCAGCCUGUUUUGGCUGAAUUAAAGCAAUUUGUAUGUUUGUCUACCGUAGAAUAUCAAGUGAAUUUGUGGUCUGUGGCCAUAUAUGUGUUGGGGGGGGGGGGGGGCAUCCUCAUCUUGACAAAUUUCUAGUUUUGGUAUAGAGUAUGUCAGUAUGUUGUCAAGUAAAACUGAUUGCUAUUUAUUGCGUGGUUUAUUUUUUGUCAUUCUCAUACACAUUUAAAACAACUUUUUUGGCAACUAUCUAUAAAUUGUGUUUAAACCAUAUAAUCUCUAUGACAUUAAAAUGUCUUCUUUUUUUCAAACUUAUUUUAUUUUCUCUCGGUGAUCCUGCUCAUAUGACCUUGUAUAAAAAAUGGUCUGUUAAAGACAAAUUCGAAGAAUUGCAUUAAAGUUGUUAAAUUAAAUGAGGUUUUAUUAGGUGUGCAUCUGUUAUACUUACAUGUCAAGAAAUGUUCGAUGAAGUUGAUGUCAAUUUUCAUGUACAUUUUAAAUAUAUCUCAUUUAGUCUUUUAGUGUUUUCACUUCUAUGAUAAUUAUAACUUUAAAAAAAAAGUAUAUUUAGUAAUCUGCCAGAUUUUAUGUCAAUUGCAAUAUUAGGGACUUUUUACAGUUUGGGAAAAUGACAAUUGUUAAAAAUGUUGAAAUUUAUUGAUAAUCAUUAUUAAUUAUAGUAGAGAUCUAAAGUGUCUAAAACUAUAAAUUGUAACACUUUUUCUGGGUAUCAAUGGGAAAUAUGUCAUUUACAAACAUAUUUAGUGUUUCAAAUGCGUGACAUGUAUUAAUAUAAAUAGCAUAAGUUCUAGUGGUAGCCAAUUAUCUUUUUCCCCCAAGAGAUCCUAGGUUCGAAUCUUGGUGAAGGCAAACUUUUGUAUUCCUCCUUUUUGCUUUGCUUUUUGAGUUAUUUUAUACAAUCCCAAGUAUUGUAGCUUUGUAAGUAAAACAAUGACUGUUUUCCAAAAAUAUGAAAAUCUGUCCCUUUCAAUCUAUUUAGUAUUCUAUUAGUCCGCUUUUUACUUUAUUAAUUUUAUUUUAUUUUGCAAUAAUAUUCUUUAUGUUUACUCAUAUAUAUGUGUUCAUUUUUAGAGAUAGUUAGUUGUUUUAGUUUUCUUUAAAGAGAUUUCUUUGCACGUUCUUGAUACUCAUUGGUAUUUUACAUUUUUGUUUUAGUACAUAGCAAGUUUGUUUUCAUUUGAAUUUACAUUUCUGAACAAUAACUGUCCUGUUUGUAUUAUGUAUAAAAUAUGUUCUUAUCAUAUCAUUUAUGCUUAUCAGCAAUAUAGUUCAACUUGGAUGUUAGCCAAAGUUAUUUCGCAACUACCCCAGGUAUUCCAUAAUAUGACUAGAAAAGUGAGGAAAAUGUGAAACCUCCACAUGUUCUCUGAGAAGAAAGGAAGCAACAAGCUUUUUCUCUUGAAAAAUUGUCACUUUAUCCAUUUAAGGAAUAUUGAAAAACUCCAUAUGUCCACUGUUACCUUGACCAUGUGCGAGCGACAUGGUAGUUUAUUUUGAAAUUCCAUAAUGUAGGUCAUACUUUUUGGCCAGACUCAUACAUACACUCACUAUAUCCAUAUAAGGAAUAUACAUGGACACCAAAAAGUGUCACCUUGACCAGAAAGCAAGAGACAUAGUUUUUGCAGUUGACACAUUGUCUUGAUAUGAUAAUCAUUUGUGCCAAUACAUUUUGAAAUCCCAUAAUGCAAGACAAAUUUUUUGCAAUUCAUUUUGAAAUCCAAUGAUGCAUGAAAAAGUUAUUGCAAUUCAUUUAGAAAUCCAAUGAUGCAUGACAAAAUUAUUGACCGGACUUAAAUAUGUACCUGACAAAAGGCAUAUUUGUAACAUGCACACACUAUCAUGAGUAUACUAUCAAGACUUAAAUUAGUUUGGAGUAUGCAUUACAAAGUUAUUGUUGUUAGUUCAUAAUUGGUGUUGCAAGUUAAUUCUUGUUCAUGUUUGUUAAGUCAAUUACCGGUAAAGGAAGUUUUGUUUGGUGUAUUUGUAUAUGCAUACAUGUACUAUGUGUUCUGUGGUCAAUGAAAUAAAAUAAAAGUAGGCUUUACAAUAA